This is a messenger RNA of Archocentrus centrarchus (flier cichlid), 4077 nucleotides long. RefSeq names its product coiled-coil domain containing 80 (gene ccdc80). The transcript has 11 exons. Gene Ontology annotation, biological process: positive regulation of cell-substrate adhesion; extracellular matrix organization. Bases 883 to 3561 code for a protein of 892 amino acids. The record is from RefSeq and is a predicted model, not a curated record. Lineage: Eukaryota; Metazoa; Chordata; Actinopteri; Cichliformes; Cichlidae. Gene Ontology annotation, cellular component: basement membrane.
CAGGGAGUAAACUUUCAUUCUUUCUUUUUUUUAUUUUAUUUUUAUUUUCCUGAACUACUUAACGUGUUUCCGUGCAGCCCAGCUCAGUCCGACCAGUUUCCUGCAAGGAACUUUAUGGUGAAAGGGGUGUUGCGGAGUGAACUGGCAGCCCAGCGUCCCGGGGCAGGGUCUGACUUUGCGUCGCCAAGAGUCCGGAGGCUGAGGUCUGUGUGGACAUUUCUGGGAAAGCCUCUAGAGCUCCGAUUUGCCAAAGGGGAACCUGGGAAGAGACACAGUCGCGUUUCCCCGCACAGUUGCAGCGCAGGUUUCUAGCGACGCUCAGACUCAUUUUGUUGCAUUUUGAGGGAUCUUCCCCAUUUCUGCACCCAGAAGGCUGUGUUAAGUUUCGCUGGAAAUGAACAGCGCCCGAAGAAUAUUUUGAUUAGUUAACAAGUCAUUGGGGCGUAAACCAAUUUUACAUUUUCGAGAUGUGACGUGGUCCUAAACUUUUCACUCCAGGUCAUCAUUGAUUGUUUUCGGUGGAGAGGAACUCUUCUACACCAGUUCUGGAUGUUAUAACCGCGAUGAUCUACACUCCCGAGCUUGUGUUCUGUAAGUUGGAAACGGAAGUGCUGCUGAGAUGAAGUUGUAGAUCUGUUUAUGCGCUAUAAAGUCCUCUCGUAUUCGCGCUGUCAGAUUAAAAGCAGAGAGUAAAGUGGAUUUGUUCAGUAGAGGUCAUGCUCUGAAAGUGGUCGUUGGCAGAUUAUGUGCCGAUCCCGCUGCUUCUGGAAUUAAUUGAUUGUCAACCUCAGAUGCGCUAAAGACGCACAGGAUCAAGGAUCCACCGCUGGAUCUUUGUAUUUACCGCAGUAAGUGUUUAGCCUACUUUAUUGACACAUCACAAUGAGGGUUUUUGUUCUCAGUUUAGCUCUGAUAUAUAUGCUUACCUGGACCCAAGCCGACAAACAGACUCACCUCAAGCGCCGAUGCGUAAUUCGGCGUAUCCAGCAGGGCGCAACGGCCAGGAAGCCCCUCAGAGGUUUGCGUCCUGGAUAUGGUUCGGCAAUCUCGGUGCACAGCUCCACGAAAGCAGAAGAUGUACAGUCUGACCAGGGUAUCCCGCUUACCAGGUCGGAAACCUUGGAGAGCAAGAGAGCAGGAGGCCAAAGGAGAGGGGUGCGCGGACAGAUUGGCUUACGCCGUCAGGUGGCCAUGCUGCAAGAUGAGGGCACUCCAGGAGCGAGAGCCAGAGUCACCCGGAUGCCCAGCAGUGCCGGGUCACCAAAUCUGCUGGCCAGUUUCGCAGGGAAAAACCGGGUCCUUGUCAUCUCGGCGCCCCAUGAUUCAGACGGCUACUACCGACUGAUGAUGUCACUUCUGAAGCCAGAUGUCUACUGCGAGCUGGCAGAGAGACACGUCCACCAGAUAGUCAUGUUUCAUCAGGAAGGAGAGAUGGGGGGCAAGGUGCGGAGGAUUACACAAGAGGGGAAAGUGAUGGAGGAGCCACUGGAUACUGCCCUCAUCCCCAGAUUAAUGAGCUUCCUAAAACUAGAGAAAGGCAAAUUUGGAAUGGUGCUGCUGAAGAAAACCCUGCAGGUGGAAGAGAGAUACCCCUACCCGGUGAGGCUGGAGGCCAUGUAUGAGGUCAUUGACCAGUCACCCAUGAGGAAGCUGGAGAAGCUUCGUCAGAAAGGCUUCGUCCAGAAGUGUAAAGGAGCAGGUGUGGAAGGACAGGUGGAAGAAGGCACACUCGCAGCUCCGGACACGCCUGUGCUAAGAAAACCACAGAAAAAAAUCCCAAGAAAGCCCUCAACAACAACAACAACCACAACCACCACAACAACUACACAACCAACCACAACUACCACAACCACAACCCAGCCCACGACUACCACUACGACCACUACCACAACCAGAGCGACAACCACCACAACCAAAGCUACAACAACAACCAUAAAACCAACCACUACCACCACCAGAAGAACCACCACCACAAAAAGGCCCACCACCACCAGUACCACCCAGAAACCGACCAGAGCUCACACCACAGCCCUGUGGCUCCCACCGCCAAGAACUACUGCUGAUCCCUACUACAGCCGCAGAGAGAGGGAACGGUACCCCGCGAAAACCACCCCAGCCGGAGAUAACCGCACGGACAAGGACCACAGAGAUCCGCACAGCCGCAAGCUACCCGCCACUCAUAAACUCUCAAAGACCAAGCCCACCAAGAAGAAGAACAGCGGAGAGAAGGUGUUGACUAAUGAGUAUGAAGAUAAAUAUGAGCCUAGCAAGCCAACAGCAGAGGAAGAGCUGGAAACCACCACCCCUAACACUCCUAUCAGGAAGGGCAAGCACGAUAAGCACGACAAGAAGAAGAAAAAGAGUGACAAGGCCGGCAAGAAAACCGAGAGGAGAGGAGGAAAGCCAGGGAAGGAGGGAAAGAUGGGCGGGAAAAAAAAUGGAAAGAAGGUGUCAAAGUACCCGGACAAAGAGGACUACACAAAGCCCACUAAGAAGCCAACGCCCCUACCAAAGAGCCGACUUUCCUCCUUUCUGGAUUACUUUGAGAGCAGGAGGCGGCUGCUGCUGAUUACAUCCCCCAGUGAGGAGAACAGCAUGUAUGUUCAGCAGAGGGAUGAGUACCUGGAGUCUGUGUGUGAAAUGGCCAUCAGGAAGGUCUCUAUCAUUACUAUUUUUGGCUCUUUGACCAACUCCACCAUGAAAAUUGACCACUAUCAGAUAGACAAUGACAAGCCUAUGAGGGGUCUUCGUCAGGAGGACCUGGUGAACCAGGAUCUGAUCACAGAGCUGAGGAAAGAGUUUGGCAUGACAUACGAGGAGUUCUACAUGGUCCUGACAGACACUGACAUGAGAGUCAAGCAAUCCUACGAGGUUCCCAUUGCCAUGAAGGCUGUAUUUGAGAACAUCGACACCUUCUCCUCCCGAAUCCGAGAGAUGGAGCAGCAGAAGAGAGAUGGGGUGUUCUGCAAGAAAGAGGACAAGCCCAGAUCUUUGGAAAACUUCCUCUCCAGGUUCCGAUGGAGACGUCGCCUGUUCAUCAUCUCCGCUCCCAGCGACGAGGAGUGGGCCUAUCAGCAGCAGCUCUACGCCCUGAACAGCCAAGCCUGCAAUCUGGGCCUGAGGCACAUCGCCAUUCUGAAGUUGGUUGGCACGGAGUUGCCAGAUAUGGGCGGAGUCUUGGAACUCUAUCCUAUCAAUGGUCUGAAAUCGAGCCCUGCACUCUACAACCAAGAUCCAAGGAGUGCUACCGUGGAGCGUGAAGGGCUCUCAGCUACCCUUGUGAAGGACAUGAGAAACUACUUCCAAAUCAGCGCAGAAUACUUCUCCAUGCUGCUGGUGGGAAAGGAUGGCAAUGUUAAGUCCUGGUACCCCUCGCCUAUGUGGUCCAUGGCCAUCAUCUAUGACCUGGUAGACUCUAUGCAGCUCCGCAGACAGGAGAUGGCCAUCCAACAGUCGCUUGGUAUGCGCUGCCCUGAAGACGAAUACGGUGGCUAUGGCUACCAUCAGCAUGGAUACGAACACGGUUAUCAGGACGGCUAUCACCAAGGGUAUGGUUACUAAUAGGUGUGUGCGAGCCAGUGAUGCACGCCGCCCUGCAGCUGGUCCUUGGUGCUAUCUUCCUUUGGCCCAUAACCUUUCCCAUCUUCCACCAGGCAGUUGUCACAGAUGAAUAUUUUGUAGCACUUAGAGAAAGGAAGAAAACUGCUUUCACAUAUCCACUUCUUUAACAUUCACUAUAUAGCUUAGUACGCAAUAUAAUUAGCAGUCACAUCUGGUUAGUCAAUAAAUGUAUGGAUGAACCUGGAGGUUCAGAGAUGGGUUAUGUACUUUAGUUUUUUUUGUUUUUUUUUUUACUUCAAACAUUAGUACAUCAUCUGUCAUCUUCACUGGGCCAAACUUACAUAUUCAGAUUCUCAGCACACACUUUGAUUUUGUAGAUAAUAGGAAACGUAUUUAUUGGACAUCUGUUGCAUUUGAAGUGCAUUUACCAAUAAUAAUAUAAAAAGCGUUGCAUUAUUUCUCUUUUGUAAAGUUUCUGUUGCUAUACAUUGUUUGUAUUUAUACUCUGUUUCUAUA